AUGGCCGGUCCCAGCAAGUCUUUGAUCCUCGACCCGGCCCUCCAGAAAUACUACGACCUCACCGCCAACCGGUACAAGUACUUCCGGUGGACGCCGCGCCAUGCCUGGUUCUCUUUCCUGUACAUGGCUCUGAUCCCGGGAGCGUUGGGCUAUGUGGCUUAUAACACUGAUGGCAAAUACGAUCUGCGCGGCAAGCGGAAGGGAGAUACCAUUGUGGAGUGGUAGAGGGGCUGAUUUGACGAGUUUGAUGGAGUGGUGAUAGCAGGACAGAAGGAUGGGGGUUGUAUCUAUUAUACCGCGGUGCAAUUGAUUUCGUUUCGUUUUUAUCGAGUGUUGGAUCUUGGAUGCUCCUGUAGGCUGGUAGCUCGGUAGUUGGGACUGGAGUAGGUAGCUCAUAGCAUUUAAGAUGAGUAUGCAUUUGCUGU
Molecule: messenger RNA, 425 nt
Organism: Aspergillus uvarum CBS 121591
Lineage: Eukaryota; Fungi; Ascomycota; Eurotiomycetes; Eurotiales; Aspergillaceae
Product: NADH:ubiquinone oxidoreductase 6.6kD subunit
Exons: 4
Coding region: 1-225 (74 amino acids)
Cellular component (GO): mitochondrion
Source: RefSeq, a predicted model, not a curated record